AUGAAUCAUUGCCCAGAAGAGCCGAACCCACGGAUUCCCGGCAGGUUUGUGCCAAGUGUAGGGAUUGGAGGCCACUUCAGUGGAGGAGGUUUUGGGACCAUGUUGAGGAAACAUGGCCUCGCAGCUGAUAAUAUUAUUGAUGCUUAUUUGAUUGACUUCUAUGGAAGAACACUUGACAGAGAAGCAAUGGGUGAGGAUCUCUUUUGGGCAAUCAGGGGAGGUGGUGGAGCCAGCUUUGGAGUCAUCGUCUCAUGGAAGAUCAAGCUGGUCCGUGUCCCACCCAUAGUGACGGUUUUCAACAUCGACAAGAAGCUAGAAGAAGGCGCCACCAAGCUCGUGCAUCGCUGGCAGUACGUUUUGGAUAAAUUCCCAGAAGACCUCUUUGUCAGAAUCAUCAUCCAAAACGAGGCUGGUGACAAUCAAGACAAAUGCUGA
Molecule: messenger RNA, 435 nt
Organism: Thlaspi arvense
Lineage: Eukaryota; Viridiplantae; Streptophyta; Magnoliopsida; Brassicales; Brassicaceae
Source: the annotation of a GenBank genome assembly